Messenger RNA from Astyanax mexicanus (Mexican tetra), 11981 nucleotides. RefSeq names its product synaptotagmin III (gene syt3). The transcript has 12 exons. Gene Ontology annotation, molecular function: calcium ion binding; phosphatidylserine binding; SNARE binding. The coding region runs from base 981 to 2681 and encodes 566 amino acids. Gene Ontology annotation, biological process: calcium-ion regulated exocytosis; regulation of calcium ion-dependent exocytosis; regulation of dopamine secretion. The record is from RefSeq and is a predicted model, not a curated record. NCBI's taxonomy places the organism in Eukaryota, Metazoa, Chordata, Actinopteri, Characiformes, Acestrorhamphidae. Gene Ontology annotation, cellular component: membrane.
CGUUUAGUAUUCAGCACACAAGGCAGCAAGAGAGAGAGAUAGAGAGAGAGAGAGAGAGAGAGUGAGAGAGAAGGGAGGGAGGGGAGCAAAGCAAGAGAGCGAAUGAGAUCGAGCAAAGAGAGAGAGAGAGAGUGCGAGAGAGAGAGAGAGAGAGAGAGGAGAAAAAAAAAGAGGCUGUGAAGGCAGGGGAAAACAGAGAGAGGAGAAACAGAGGGGAGCAGAGUGCGAGAGAGAAAGAGAGAGGGGGAGAGAGAAAAAAAAGAGGCUACCUCUACCAUCCCUUUCCUCCCUCUCACAUCCUGUAGCAUCCCUCCAUCCCAGGCAAUGUCAAACAUCCCUUCCAAUCUGAGGGUGAAUCACAAACCACAUUAAAGACUGAAUGGAAAAAACCCAGAAGAGCCGCUGCAGCCCACGGCGUCCCGCAGGAACUACAUAACCCACAAUUCAACUCUCCGACUGCUCUGACUUUGUUUUAAGGACCAAACCUUUAAAAAAAGACAAACAGACGCUUUAAAAAAAAAAAAAAAACACUCAUGUGUCAUCUUUUCUGAGUUGGCUUCUUUGACCGUCUCACCAUGACAAGAACUGUGGGGCCUCCAGAACGUCUUUUAUGAAAAAGAAAACCAGCCAAUAAAAAAGAAAAGCAUGUGAAAGAAAACAAGUGUCUGCAAUCACAGCUGAACUCCCUUUCUUCUAGAUCCAGAUCGCUUCGCCCAGGAGGACGGAUAUGGCUCGCAAAUCUUUAGACGUAGAAGCCAUUAAAAGCUCUAAUUAAAUAAGUGGUCCAAAAGACCACAAGAGAGAGAGAGACCCCUCAACUCCCCGUUGGCCCCCAUUGGUUCCUCAGAAAUCUAUAAACGAGGCAUCUCCUCUGAUUGGGUCCCUGAGGGAACUGAAUCGGGAAAGAGAGAAAAAAAAAGGCCCACCCUCUCCACCGUGCAAGAUUUUGGGGGGUUUUGGAGUGCGAUGCGGAUUGGAGGAUGUCGGGGGACUGGGAUGAAGACAUGUGCAAGAAGGCGCUGGUGCUGGUGGAGGAGCUGUGCUUCCGCUCCGGAGGAUACAGCCAGAGCGCCAGCUGCCAGGAGUUCAGCUACAUGAUGAGGGGGCGCAACAGCCAGAUAGACUCAGAGAUCUCCGUCAGUCUCCUCUCCGUUAUCGUGACGUUCUGUGGAAUCGUCCUCCUCUCCGUCUCUCUCUUCGUCUCCUGGAAGCUGUGCUGGUUGCCAUGGCGAGACAAAGAAGGUGGAGGUUUGAGUCUGACGGCGGGGCUCCUUCCUGGAGGAGCGAGUCUCACCGGGCUUGGAGGGGGCGGAGCUUCAUCACUCCUGCCCCCACUGCUGCAGAGGAAGGACACGCACUCGUCUUCCUCUUUGUAUCCCUCACUCGCCCAGCCUGGCCAGCACCACCCCCACUUCCCCGACAUGAUGGGGGUGGAGGGUGGAGGGGGGCUGGUGGUCGGGGGAGUGGUGGGGGGUCCUCAGGAGACACAGGAACACUCCUACCUGGACAUGGACUCAUACCCCAACAAUGCAGGGACUCUUAAGCUGAGCCAGACGUCUCCUGAACUUCCUCCAGGAACAGACGGAGGCCCUGCUGCUGCCAAAGAGAUUGCUAAUGCCCACUCUCAGCCGACCACCACAACCAGGCCCAAGCCCAUGACUCAUCAGCUCUCCAGUCCAGAUUUCCAUGGUGAGGAGAAGAGUGAGCAGGUGACCAGCAUUGGCCAGAUCAAACCAGAACUGUACAGACUGCGACAGGGCGAGCAGGGAGACGGGAAGCAAGGCGACACCUGCGGCAAAAUCAGCUUCCUCCUGCGCUAUGCCUUCAACACGGAGCAGCUGGUGGUCAAAAUCCUCAAAGCUCUGGACCUGCCGGCCAAAGACGCCAACGGUUUCUCUGACCCGUACGUCAAAAUCUACCUGCUGCCUGACAGGAAGAAGAAAUAUCAGACCAAGGUCCACAGGAAGACUCUGAACCCUGUGUUUAAUGAGACGUUUCAGUUUGGCGUGCCGCUGGCCGAGCUGCACUCGAGGAAGCUGCAUUUCUCCGUCUACGACUUUGACCGCUUCUCCAGACACGACCUCAUCGGCCAGGUGGUGGUGGACAACCUGCUGGACUUCAGCGAGGGCACCGGCGAGAAACCCAUCUGGAGGGAUAUUGUGGAAGGGACGGCGGAAAAAGCUGACCUGGGGGAGUUGAAUUUCUCACUGUGUUACUUGCCAACAGCUGGCCGACUGACUGUCACUAUCAUCAAGGCCACCAACCUCAAAGCCAUGGACCUGACAGGCUUCUCAGACCCGUACGUGAAGGCGUCUCUGGUUUGCGAGGGUCGCAGGCUGAAGAAGAGGAAAACCUCCAUUAAGAAGAACACACUGAACCCCACCUACAACGAAGCUCUAGUCUUCGACAUCCCUAACGAAAACAUCGAGAGUGUGUCCCUGAUCAUCGCCGUCAUGGACUACGACUGUAUUGGCCAUAAUGAGGUGAUUGGGAUGUGUUGUGUGGGCAGUGACGCUGAAGGGCCGGGCAGAGAGCACUGGACAGCCAUGCUGGCCAAUCCACGCAAACCCAUUGAACACUGGCACCAACUGGUGGAGGAGAAAUCUAUUACCACGUAUUCGAAGAGCGCCACAGCCUCACCGAAGCCACACAUCGUGGUGGACAGUCCACACUCCGAAUAGAGAUGUCAGCAUAAUGUUUCUAGCGCCAGACGUUCAUUCCUUCUUCUCAUCUGUGAAUAAAUAAAUCUCUCCAUCGAAAUGAGACGGAAGCGGCGGAGGAAAGACACUGCUAGCUAACUGUUCGCUAACUACAGACCCACCACACACAGUGUAGAGACCACUCUGAGUAGAAUAGACAACAACACGGAACACACACAUACACAUACACCCUUACACCAACCAGCCAUUUCAUUAAAACCACCUCAUUGUUUCUACUCUACACUCUAAGUCCAUUUGAUCAGGUGCACUUACUUUAUGGAAGCACUUACAUUAUGGUAGUUCCAUAAUAACAAAAUGUAGUUCCACACUUUAGUGUCAAUCUUGGGCUGAGAAUAGUAUAACAACCAGAAAUAUCCAGCCAAAACAUCCUGUAACCAAUAAUGGUCUAGAGGACUGGAGAAUGACCAACACUAACUGUCCAGCAACAGAUCCAGAGCUGCUGUCUCUGACUUUCUAUUUAAUAGAUGGGAUUCUAUCUGAGUGAAUGGGCAUUGUGUUUAAAACCGCCAGCAGCACUGCUGCAUCUAAUCCACACCAUGCUGAGAAUGUUCCACCACCCAAAUAAUAGACUACUGUGAAGUUCUGACCAUUGAAGAAAGGAGGAUAGUAUGCAAUAUGCAGAGAAACAGAUACAGGACUACAGAUUGUAAUUAUAGAACUACAAAGUACUCCUACAUGGUCAGUGGAGCUGAUAAAAUGGACUGUGAGUGUGAGUGAAACUUGGGUUGAUUUUAAGGAAGUGACUGAUCAGUGUAUACACACACACACACUAACACAUAUACAUAAACUGUAUACACACACACACUAUAUAUAAACACCCUUGUCGAAGGGCAUGGUUGCUGUGGUAUGACCUAAGAGACAUUAAGGAUGAUGUAUUGGUUUAUUCAGGGGAACUAUGAUGCACAUUCCCGACAAUUUAAAAAUCUUAAAAAAAACAUAGAAUAUCUUUAUUUAGUUAUUUAAAACUGAGCCUGAAAAUAUAAAAAAGAUUUUUAACUUGCAAAUGUAAUCAGGAGGACAAUAAGACGCCUCACUACGGACCAUUAGGAUGUGUUUGUGGUUUACGCCUGAGCGUGUGUGUGUGCGCGCGUGCGAGCAUGUGAGUAUGUUAGGUUAGCAAGUGUGUUAGCAAGAGUGUGUGUGUGUAUGUGUGAGAGAGACUGAGUAUAUGUGUUGUAGAAAACUCACUCUCCAGUAGAUUUUUGAAUGGGACACACACACACACAUGCGAGUGUGUGUGGCAAAGGACGAGUGGAAACCCCUUUGCCACUCUUUUCUCUCGAGAGGCGGACUACUUUAUCUCUGUUGUUUGGAUCAGGAGAGAGAAGAAAAAAAAAACGGAAAAAAAAAAUUAAAAUAAAAACGAGGACGGACCCAUUGGCCAAAGCAUGUUGCGCAACCUUGAGAUGUGUCCUUCCUGCCUACUGCAUUUUUACCACUUCUCUUCCAGGAGCUCAUUAAGAUAAAUUAAAUUAAUGUAUUUAUUUUUUUAAGCGUUUCAUCAUCCAGUAGAAUCCAUAUCGAAUCCUGUUUUUUCUUUUCGUUUUUUUUUUUGUUUGUUUGUUUUGUUUUAUCUUAAUUUCUUAAUCCAAUCACAAGCGAUGACUGUUCUUGGAGACGGGAACCGGACUAUUUUGUGCAAGAGAGAGAGUUUGUGUGUGUGUGUAUGAGGAAAUAUGUGUGAAUGUGUGUGUGUGUGUGUGUGUGUGAGUGAGUAUGUAUGCUGAAACGCUAAGGGAACAUCCUGGCUGGCUUGAACCCUCCAGAGGACUCUGCAGAAGAGCCGUGAUGGAUUUAAAGCGCUGCCAGAGGACCCUAUCUAGGACGGAGCCGCUCGGACCCGAGCGCACUUGCUGGAAGUGUAUCCUUCAGAGGAAAGGAUUCUGCCAUAGUAUUUUAUUUUUGUACCAUUUCAGGAUGCUUUUUUUCUUUCGUUCCCUUCUCUCAGGCCUGUAUUUUUAUUGUUUGUUUGAACUUCCAAAAACAAGAAAAGGAGAAGAAGAAGAAAAAAAAGAGGACAUAUGCCCACUCCAUCAUCAUCCUCGGAAGGACACACGUGUUUCGUGCUCCUUUUACUUUUCUGUGUACCUACGUGUUUGUGGGAGUGUACUGAUCUUUUUUGUACUGAUAUGCAUUGGUUCGUUUGUUUACUUUGUGUGUGUGUGUGCGUGUUUGUAUGUUUGUUUGUUUGUGCGUAUGCCUGUGCGUCUGUGUCUGUCACCGUGGUCCUGUGUAUGACAUGUUUUGGCGCCUCCCUGUAUCCCGAUUCCCCCCAGAUUUCCGCCCUUAAACCCUGGAAUAUCAGGCUGCAGGCACGAUUAGCACGAUUACCGCUAGCCUAGCGCCACUCUCGCAGCUUACGGACUCCUUAGCCUUUUAAACUCAUGUGCAGAUGAGAAAGUUGUGAUUGGAUAGUUAUUAAUAGGUUAUUUAUUACAGUAGUGUUUGUAGCUAACAGCUAUCUUAUCUAGGUUAGGUAGUUGUCUAACUAAGAUGCAUCACCCUAUUAUCGGCCUAUUACCCUAUUUUUAAACCAAUUUGCCUUAUUCAAAGUGAACAAGGGUGUCAACACGUUAUUCUGACAUAAUCAAAGUACAGAUGCCCACACUGGACAAAGGAGAGCUCAUUGUACAACACCAGGAGUCGCUGGAUCCCAUGGGCACAGUGCAUUUAAGGGCAUUUAGCUGACACUUUUAUCUAAAGUGACUUACAAGGUUAUUCCUAUUACAGAGGCAGACCAAUGUAGUGUUAGGAGUCUUGCCGCAUUCAGUCACCAAGACUGGGAAUUGAACCCCAAUCUCCACAUGAAUUUCUGGGUAAUAAUCUACACUCAAAUUUCUCAUAAAAAUAUUUAUUUGGGUGAAAAAAGUCCUUCUGUUUAUUUACAGUAAGCUCAGAUUUCCAACGUUUUGAUUUAAAUGGUUGAUAAUAGGUUGAUGCACUCUAACUAAGUAAGCUAACUAAGCUGUAGGUUAACAGUAAACAUGAACUAGCAGUAGUGAAAUAUAGCCUGACUAGCUACCUAGCUAUUAUUUAGUUUAGUUUAGUUUUGUUGAUUGAUUUUUUUAAAGAUGCUUUUGUUAAAAAAUAAGUCUAUUAAUAAUUGCUAAACAGUACUUUAGAUCAAUUAAUGUUAGCUAAAGCAUUAAAUUUGUGGCUAAUGGCAAGCGUGUCAGCUAAUUGUUUAUUAGCCACCUAGCUAACAGAGCAGGAUUAGGGGUAGCUAUACAAGCAAGCUAAUGUUACUGUAAGCUAGCAUUUAGCCACAUAUCAAAAUUAGCCACAAUUCAAUCCCUCUAAACACAUGAAAACUAUUUAAUUCUGACAUUUAUUUAACUAGAAAAGUAAUAACAAGUGGAGCUUUAAAAUAGCUACAUACAGUAUGAUUAGAGUUAGCUAAUCAAGCAAGCUAAUGUUAGCCAAAGCAUUACAUUUGUGGCUAACAGUAAGCGUAUCAGCUAAUGGUGGCUAAUUGUUUGCUGCCCAGCUAACCGAGCAUGUUAAAAUAACAGUUAAAAAAAAAAACUGUUUUUCAUAAGGGUUCCAGGAAGGUUAACAUGUAAUGGUAAAAAGUACCAGGAACAUUCUAGAAAAACAUUCUGACAGAAUAAGUGCUUUUAAUUAAUAUGAUAUAAAUGUUAUCAAUUGGUUGUAAGCAUUCCUUCUGACCCAAGCUUAAAGUGAAGCCCUUAAAUUUUAAUCACAGCAUAGGAUUAGAAUUAGCUAAGCAAGCAAGCUAAUGUUAUUGUAAGCUAGCAUUUAAGUUAAUAAAAAAGUAAGGUAAUAUCAAAGUGGAGCUUUAAAUAUAACUACAUACAGUAUGAUUAGAGUUAACUAAUCAAGCAAGCUAAUGUUAGCCAAAGCAUUACAUUUGUGGCUAACAGCAAGCAUAUCAGCUAAUAGUGGCUUAUUGUUCACUAUCCAACUAACUGAGCAGGUUAUAAGUACAGUUAGCACUGUGUUUCAUAAUUGUUAGAAAAAAAAACAUUCUGACAGAAUAAUAUCAUGAAUGUGAUAUAACUGUUAUCAAUUGUUUUUAAGCAUUCCUGCUAACACAAGCUUGAAGUGGAGCUCUAAAACACUAAUCACUACAUAGGAUUAGAUUUAGCUAUGCAAGCAAGCUAAUGUUAAUGUAAGUUAAUAUUAAAGUUAAUAAAAAAGUAAUAACAAAGUGGAGCUUUAAAAAUAGCUACACAGUGUGAUUAGAGUUAGCUUAUGAAGCAAGCUAAUGUCAGCCAAAGCAUUACAUUUGUGGCUAACAGCAAGCGUAUCAGCUAAUGGUGGCUAAUUGUUUACUAACCAGCUUACUCAGCAUUUUAAAAGAACAGUUAGCACUUGUUUUUCAUAAUGUUUCCAGAAAGAUUAGUAAUAAAGUUUCAGGAACAUUCUGGAAAAAACAUUCUGACAAAAUAAUUUUUUUAGGAAUUUGAUAUUAAUGUUAUUAAUUUGUUGUAAGCCUUUCUGCUAACACAAAAAAGCUCUUAAAAAUUCUAAUCACUACAUAGGAUUAGCUUUAGCUAUGCCAGCAAGCUAAUGUUAAUCUAAACUAACAUUCAGGUUAGCCUCUAAACACAGAAAGAUGUUUCAUUCUAACAUUCAAUUAGUAAAGUAAUAACUAUUAAAUCAUUAUUAAAAUUAAAAUUAACUGUUAAGUAAUAAAAUGCUAACACUCAUGAAAAGAUAUAUGAAAAGAAGUUGAUAAAUCCAGGUUGAGAAAGUAAAAAAGAAAAAGCUGCUGCCUAAGGUAGAUUUUUACUGUCUGGACCUGGAUUUAGCACCUUCAUACAUGGAAAUAGUUCACCAUUUUACAAAAUCUACGUUUUCUCUUUUGCACAUGAGUCAAGAGGAGGUGUGAAAGUGGCAGAAUGGGCUGAGAAAGUGGACCUGCAGGCUUACCGUAUUCCCUGACCGCUGAGCCUGAUCCUGAACCUGACCCCACUUUCCGACUUCCUCCCAUGGUGCACUGCGAAUCUCGUUAAAGGGAAACGUGUCUCCUGUCCUGUGUCUUUAGAGGAAGCGUUUCUCCGGUAGGACUUGUCAUCACACUCUGUGCGGACGGUGAAGUGUGAAGUGUAGAUGAGGUUAAUGCACUGCCCCCACCGUCCCUCUGUCCAGCCGUCCAUCACUGGAAAGCGCCGUUAGCUUGCUCCGUGCUCCUGUGUCGGGUGUGUUCUCCUUUUUCCUAAAUGUGCUGUGUAUGUCAGAAAGGAGUGAUAAACGGUGGCCACGGCUGGGAAAGGAAGAAAAUGUUGGGACACGUUUUUUUUAAAUAAUUGCUGUUAAAAGAGAGGAAUGAAACAAAAAAAUAAUAAUAAUCUAAACAAAACAACAACAAACAGCUUAAUUACAUUUCUUUCGCCUGAAUGUGACUACCUUUCCUUUUUCCAGACAUUCCUUACCAACAGAGAUGGAGGUGGAGUUUUUGUUCUUUUCAUUUGUUCACCUUUUGAAGUCAUUGCUGUACUCCCAAUAUCAAUAUAAUAUGUGAAGGUUUACAGAACAUCUAGGUCAUUGAAUUGACCUGACCAUGCUCUGCUUCUAGGUGCAUUUUUUCAUAGCAGUGCGUCAGGUUGGACAAGCUUUUUGUUUACAUUUUCAAACAACAAAAAUCAAAAUGCUGUUUUGCUCUGGUCUGCACAGUUGUGACCUGUUAUCUACCCUAUGUUGCAAUGUCAACCCAAAACUACUACACCUAGGCCUUAAUGAGUGGGCCUAAAUGUGAAAACUCCCUCUGUACAACAAUGCUGAUUCAUUCGGUCAGUUUACCCUCUGUGAGUUCUAGUAGUAAGCAGAGGUGGAAAAAGUACUGAAAAACUGUAAUUAAGUAAAAGUACCUUUACUUUGCUAAAAUUCUACUUAAGUAAAAGUAAAAGUACCCAUCUAAAAAUCUACUUGAUUAAAAGUAAAAAAGUACUCAAUUUAAAAUUUACUUUGAGUAAAAGUUACAUAGUUACUUUUAAUUAUUUGAUGUAAAAAAAUACAACAAAUCCUAAAUUAAAUCUUUUUAAUGAACUAUUAUUCCACAUAAUAAGUUGGACCUUUCAGGCACUAUUUGUUCAGACCACCACAUAAAACAUUUUCAAGAACAAGUGGUAUAGGUUUCUAUGAUCCAUUUUUUUCUUUACUGUUAAAAAGUUAUGGUCAUAUAUGUGACUAUAAACCGUAUUUUGAUAGCAGCUUUAACUGGUAUUUACAUGUUUUUUUUUUUAACAUUCAAUCAGCUUGUUUAAUGAUAAAAAUACUUACCACCGCAUGCUUUCGCAGGUUUGAUGUGGAAGUUUUGAAAGCUGACAGCUCUGUCCGGCGGGGCACAUUUUGCAUUGCACAAGGACGUUAUUCCCACUUCUGGUAGUAAGUUAGCACUAGGCUAAAAACAACAAACUAACAACAAGUGCCAUACCUAGAACUUCCAGAAAGUCAAGAGUAAUGUAUGUAUUAAAAAAAUGGAGGUUCAAAAAGCUUGGUUGGUUCCUCUGGAGGAUCAUUUGUGGCGCAAGGCCUUCAGUUCUCCUCCUGAAUUCCUAACCAAUGGGAAAGCUGCCUCAGGAUACCACAGGGGAACAAUCUUGUCCAACCGUGCAACAGUUGCUAUGAAAAAAUAUACAGUCAGUUUCAUAAGUAUUUGAACAAUGACCCAUCUUUUUUUUACUAUUUUGUCUUAAAAUUAAGCAGUCAAUAUGUACUGAACUGAAAUGUAAGAUUUUAGCUUUAAUUCAAAGGAAUUAGGAAUUAGACACAACUUGUUGUGUAUUUCCUGGUUCAAAAGGAAUUGGUAAUUUGACGAUAAGCAGUUUCAAGGCCAGCUGUGGCCUGUUCUUGUUAUUUCUUGACAAAUGAAGGAAAUAAAAGGUCUGAUAUUGAGUCCAAGUGCUCGAUUUGCAUUUGGUAGUUUAAGGAAACUCUCAAUAUGUGGUCGAAAGAGGUGUGAGGUUGAGGUUCAUUUGGCUGAAUCUAAAAUCAGAGAAAGUAGAAAUUUUUGGAGUGGCCAAAUAAAUAGAAAAAUGGUGCAUUCUUAAACGGAAGAUUAUGAUUCACCUGAAACUAAUACACAUUUUUGGAAAUUGGAUAAUGUUCAGUAUUCACUUGUGUGCAUAAAAAAAUGGUGCUUAUACAGCCAAGUUACAUUGUGAUUAUUUUAGAGGAGAAUUGGUUAAAAGCCCAAGGGAGUAAAAUAAUUAGUUUGUCCAAUUACUUUUAAACCAGUAGAAAAAUCUAAUUUUUAAACAAAUAAUGCCAUAUUGUUGUUAAACCAUUUUAAUUAAAGUCCUACACAUCGUUAUUCCUAAUCCAAAUCAGGCACCUUAAACAGACAAAAUUACAUCAAUUAAGUCCAAAUACUUAUAGACCUGACUGUAGUGUGACCCAAACGAAUGCGAUUGACUCAAUACAGGCGUGAGCAUUUAAUUGAGUAUUAAUUAAUUGAUUGAUUAAAUCAUUAAUUCAUUAUUUAUUCCUGAUUUAAUCCACUUUUCCACCGCACUGUAGAGACUAAUACACUCCUCAAACCCACAGUUUAGCCACUGCCACUGGACUGCUAAUGCAGGCCACCUUUCAGAGAGGACGAAAAUCAGAUGUGUGUGCUCGUAACGCGGUUUACAGCCGACACACACUCACUCACACACUCACACACACUUAUACUGUUAUAUCACUCCAAUACUAAACACCUUAACAUCCAUUCCUCUUUCUCUCUCUCUCUCUCUUUCUGUGCCUGAUUUAUUUUCACCAUCUUAUUUCAGACCCACCUAGAGAGCACUAGAGGCCCACCACAUAACACACACACACUCACACACACACACGGUCCACUCAGGCGUCUCAGAGUGUGUGUGAUAUCAUAUAUCAUCCCUUGUUGUUUUCCAAGAGCCCAUUGAUCCCGUCACACACACACGCGUGGGUGUGUAUCGAUCCAUCGGAUGCUCUCCAGCCUCUCAGGCUGAGCUGGACCAGGACUGAGUAUUCAGAACAAUGACCUCCACUUUAUCUCUCCCUCUCUCUCUAUCUCUUUCUUGCUCUUUGUCUCUCUCUCACACUCUCUCUUUCAUGAGCACAUGUGCUCUCUCACUGGCUCUAUAAAGAGGAAAGUAGAGAAAGAGAGAGAGAGGAGUAAAUAUGUCUCUCUCACUCUCUACCUUUUCCCUUUUCUCCCCUUUUCCAUGCUCUCUAUCCCUCUUUCUUUUUUUCACCAACUUUUUCACGUUUAUAUCUCUCUAACUAUUCUGAUGCUUCUUUUUUCUCUUUGUCUCUCUCUCUUCCUCUCUAUAACUAUUCAGGUACUGCCUCUCUCACCCACCCUUAUUUUUGGCUCUUUCUCCCUUUUGCUCUGAUUAUCCCUCAUUCUUUUUUUCUUUCCUCACUCUUUCUUCUUUCUAUCUCUCUCUGCCUCUUUUCUAAUGCUAUUGCUCUUUGCCACUUUGUAAUCCUUUCUUCCUUUCCCCUCUCUCUUUGUCUCUCUCUCUCCCUCUCUCCACCUAUUUAUCACAGAAUCUGCCUUUCACCCAGUUCUUUGUUUCUUUCCUUUUUUUUACUCUUCCUGUCUUUUGCUCCCAUUAUCCCUCAUUCUUUUUAUUCUUUUCUCCCUCUUUCUUCUUUCUAUCGCUCUCUGCAUCUAUUCUGAUGCUAUUGCUCUCUGCCACUCUUGCUCUCUCUCUUUCUUUCUCUUUGUCUUUCUCUCCCUUUCCUCUCCAUCCCUUGGUUUUCUCAUCCACCCUUGUGUUCCUCUCCCUCUCUCUUUUGCUCUAUUUAUCCCUCUUUUUAUUUUUUUUCUCCCUCUUUCUUCUUUCUGCAUCUAUUCUUAAUCUAUGCUAUUGCUCUUUGUCACUCGUUCUUACUUUUUCCUCUCUCUUGCUCUAUGUAUCCUUUUUCUUUAUCUUGCCAGCUAUUCUGAUGCUGUAUCUCUCUUCCUCCUUUUUGUCUCUCUCUCUUCCCUCCUUUUUUCUGUCUCUCUCUCCUGCUAUUCUAAUGCUAUCACUCUAUGCCACUCUUCUACUCUUUUCCCGUUUUCUUUUUUCUUUCUUCUUUCUCCCUCUCAGUCUUACCCUACUUUUUCUCUCCAUUCCCUUCUGUCCCAUUGUCUAUCUACUGCUUUCUCUCUGUGAGUCUGCCCUCCUCUCUCUCUCUCUUUCUCUCUCCUUCUCUCUUUUUCUCUCUCUCAGUGUCAGUGCAGUUUGAAUGGGGAAAUGUGUUUGCAUGCCUAUAUUAACAUGAAUGAUGUCAACUUGAUGCAAUGAUAAUUAAACAAAUGAAGCGCAAAGCAAAAAAAAAAAA